CAUUACAGCCAGCCGCCUUGCCAGAUACGCGCAUGCGCAGUGUCCCAGUAGUCGCCGCCCGGACUAAAUCCCGCGAUAUUUGCUGCAGCGGAAACGAGAUCUGUCUUUUCCAGGGAGACCGGGUGAACAUGGCUGAUCAAGUAGAGCAGAAGAAGAAGAGGACUUUCAGGAAAUUCACCUACAGAGGUGUUGACCUGGAUCAGCUCCUUGAUAUGUCCCAUGAGCAGCUGAUGCAGUUGUAUUGCGCUCGUCAGCGGAGGCGUGUGAACAGAGGUUUGCGCCGCAAGCAGCAGUCCCUUUUGAAAAGGCUGCGUAAAGCCAAAAAGGAAGCUCCACCAAUGGAGAAACCAGAGGUGGUCAAGACUCACCUCCGGGAUAUGGUUAUCCUCCCAGAGAUGGUUGGCAGUAUGGUGGGUGUGUACAAUGGCAAAACCUUCAACCAGGUUGAAAUCAAGCCUGAAAUGAUUGGCCAUUAUCUCGGCGAGUUCUCCAUCACCUACAAGCCUGUCAAGCAUGGCAGACCUGGUAUUGGUGCCACUCACUCCUCCAGGUUCAUUCCACUGAAGUAAACAGUUUGCAAUGGAAAUGUGUAAAUAAAACUUGUUUCACUGAAUUUAA
Molecule: messenger RNA, 618 nt
Organism: Stegostoma tigrinum
Lineage: Eukaryota; Metazoa; Chordata; Chondrichthyes; Orectolobiformes; Stegostomatidae
Gene: rps15
Product: ribosomal protein S15
Exons: 4
Coding region: 33-569 (178 amino acids)
Biological process (GO): ribosomal small subunit assembly; translation
Cellular component (GO): cytosolic small ribosomal subunit; ribosome
Molecular function (GO): RNA binding; structural constituent of ribosome
Source: RefSeq, a predicted model, not a curated record